AUGCAGCCUUUCAACGGCAAUAGAAACUUUAAUGGCAACGUUCCGUUUAACGGUAAUCGACCCUCUAAUGGCAAUCGCUCAUCUAGGGGCAAUGGACCCUCGGGUGGCAAUGGUUCUUCUAAUGGCAACGUCCCUUCUGGUAGCAACGGCCCUUCUAGGGGCAAUGGACCUUUCAACAGUAAUAGUCCCGUCAACAAAAAUGGUCCCUUCAAUAAUAGCGGCCCCUCUAAUGGCAAUGUCCCUUCUAGAGGCAAUGGAACUUUUCACAAUAAUGGUACCUCUAACGUCCACGAUCCAUUUGUUGGCAAUGGGCGCCCCAACAGAGAUGCGCCCGAUAAUAGAAAUGAAUGUUUUAGCAACAACGGGCCUUCGAAUACAAACGGCCCUUCUAAUGGCAAUCAAAUCUCUCCAGAAGGUUUACUAGAGGCAGGGCAAUCGAGAUUGGAGACCGAGGUUGAAUAUUUAAAAACUCGUUUGGAAUCGCGGUAA
Messenger RNA from Glarea lozoyensis ATCC 20868, 489 nucleotides. RefSeq lists its product as uncharacterized. The transcript has a single exon. The record is from RefSeq and is a predicted model, not a curated record. Bases 1 to 489 code for a protein of 162 amino acids. Lineage: Eukaryota; Fungi; Ascomycota; Leotiomycetes; Helotiales; Helotiaceae.